Molecule: messenger RNA, 5196 nt
Organism: Poecilia latipinna (sailfin molly)
Lineage: Eukaryota; Metazoa; Chordata; Actinopteri; Cyprinodontiformes; Poeciliidae
Gene: hrh1
Product: histamine receptor H1
Exons: 3
Coding region: 1341-3026 (561 amino acids)
Biological process (GO): adenylate cyclase-activating adrenergic receptor signaling pathway; positive regulation of MAPK cascade
Cellular component (GO): plasma membrane
Molecular function (GO): G protein-coupled acetylcholine receptor activity
Source: RefSeq, a predicted model, not a curated record
UGUUUGACUUAGGUGUGUUGAAGCGUAGAAACAUCUCAGUGUUGCAGGACACCAGCCCUCAAUGACUGGACUUGUAGACCCCUGCUUCAGACCCAUGAGGUUUGAAAUAUCAAAACCUAACAUGGGCCAGAUUCAUUUUUUUUAUUAUGCACUGAUUUGCAAAACCCUUGACAAUAAGGAAGUUCUGCCCUCUUUAUUUCGCUUUACCAUGAUGUCAGAGUGAAAACUUCCGUCUCUCAUCAAUUAUAAAUAAAAUGUUUGGCUCCCUCUGCAAAUGUCUGCAUGUAUCUUAAAAUAAAAAAUAAAAAAAUACGCAUGACCGUAUUAGUGUUGUAUCCAGGUAAUGAUUGCACCAGGCAGAGAGCUGUUACAAGGUGACAAUAAAUUUGCCAAAGCUUGCUCAUUAGUUGUCCAGACAUUCAAUUACCAGCAGACGGAGUCCGAAAACGCUGGCUUUAUAUGAAUAUGAACAAGAUGUUCAUUUAGCAUCGCUUUUUUAAAAUAUAUUUUUUUAAAUCCUUGAGUUCUAGUCAAAUUUUUUCUCAUGUUCCACAUUUUAACAGUUAUCAGUGUUUGACUAGAAACCCCUGAAGAGAUCUCUCUGUUACUCCUAAACGAAGGUUUGUUUCAUGAUGCGCACAAUUCUCGUGGUCUUGGAAACGCAAAUUAUUCCUCCAGUUAUUCUGACAAACAUAAUUCUUGCACAAACGAAAAUUAAUUCACGUUCCUCUGAUAAGCGCUGUUAUUUCUCGAGAUCUGGAGGCAUCCAAUUUCUUUUUAUUAUUUACAGUAAAGUCCAGGUCUAACAGGCUACUAUGAGGAAGUUGCUCACAGUCUGCGCGUAAUUGUCCAGUGAAUCAUCCUCUGAAUCAUGGCACUGCAAAUGAUUAUGCGCCAUUCCCAGUAAAACCCCCGUUCCUACAGCCUGACGUGCUGCUGUUCGCCGGUUUAUCAUACUAACUCCAAAGUUCAGCCCAGAGACGUGAACGAGGAGGAAGGACGUAGCUGAGGGAGGGAUGAUAACGAUCCUUUUCCAAUUCCAACCUGUCUCCCACUCAUUUUCGGAUUCCUGAGCGGAAAACAGCUUGGAAGAGGAUUUUACUGAGCGUAUAUCUCUUACAUCAUUGACCUACUGGGAGGUGAAUCUCUGCCCCAGUUUGGCCAGUCUCUUACAUGUUUUCUGCCAGAUAUUUGGAUUUUGAACAACAUACACCAAGGGACAAAGGAAACACUGACCAGCACUGAAGAUUGGCUGUUGUUUCUGCUGUAACCGGAGCACAGGGAGACACAAGAAAUAAAAGGCUUCAAUCUAAUGGCCAAACAACCAACAGCUGUCCAGAAUGAGACUGGAUACAGAAGACUUCAUCUCACCUAACAUGAUGGAAUUUGGUCUAUCACCUUUUGCAGACUUCCUGGACCUCAGCCCCAACAGCUAUGUCAACAACAGCAACAGAAGCUGGAGCAACCAUCCGUAUGGUGAUGAUCCAAGGCUCAACGAAACCGAGACCCUGCAUUACUCACUCCAUAACGCUCUCCUUGGAGUGUCGUUGGGCCUCUUAUCGCUCCUCACCAUCAUAAUGAACCUGCUUGUCCUCUAUGCAGUGAAGAAAGAAAAAACUCUCCACACGGUGGGAAACCUGUACAUUGUUAGCCUGUCAGUGGCGGAUCUGAUUGUGGGAACGACAGUUAUGCCCCUGAACUUGAUGUAUCUCCUGGAGGAUGAGUGGAGUCUGGGGCGAGCGGUGUGCCAGUUUUGGUUGAUCAUGGAUUAUGUGGCCAGCACAGCAUCAAUCUUUAGCUUGUUUAUCUUAUGUUUGGAUCGGUACCGCUCAGUCAGACAACCUCUGAAAUACCUAAAGUAUCGAACACGGGGAAAAGCGAGCUUGAUGAUCUCUGGGGCUUGGCUACUUUCAAUGAUGUGGAUAAUCCCUAUUUUAGGAUGGAGGUCGUUCACACAUGUGGACCUUAAACCUGAGGAGGAGAACAAAUGUGACACAGACUUUCGCUUUGUUACGUGGUUCAAGGUGAUAACAGCUGUUUUCAACUUCUAUGUACCCUCAAUUUUGAUGUUGUGGUUUUACACACACAUCUACUUGGCGGUGAGGCAGCAUCUACGAGACAGAGAGAGAAUCAUUCAUCCAGCAGAUUCAUUUGGAGAAAAUGAGAAUGGAGGCAAUGCCCCAAGCCCUAAAAAAAAUGACUCCAAAUCCCUCGGGAACGAAACAGAGGUUUCCCUCAAACAACUAAAAAAAGACAGACUGCUAGAUCAGAACACUCUAGCUCAAACAUAUUCACUUGAAGAUGGUGAGAAAACUAAAUCUGCUUCUUUUAGAACUCACAGAAAAAUAGGCGUAAAGUGCCAACAGACGUCACUUCUUUCCAUGACAACAAAGCGGCUCAGAAUGGCACGGAGGGGUAAAACGUGCUCCCUGUCGCCUGAAGAGAGGCAGCCAGGACCGGAGAUUCCCCUGAGCCAGUCGUCUGCGCCGCAGGAUAUGGCAUGCUCAGGUGGAAACAAUGAGAACAAACAUCAGGCCUCUCUCAAUGAAUGCCAUGUCACAGUGACAAACUCUGUGAGUGGAGUUUGCGGUAUCAGUCCAGUGUCAGACGUGCAGAGGUACACAGAUGUGCUCUGCAACAGCUACGACCCCAGUCAGGCGCUACCGUGGCCGGAGGAAGGAGUCGAGGACACCAGAAUAGACUCGGAUAAUGGAGUGACUCUGAAACAGGCGUGGCACAGGUUUAUAGACCAAUCACGACAUCGAAUUCAAAGUCUGAGGAUUCAUAAGGAGCACAAAGCUGCCAAGCAGCUAGGUUUCAUAAUCGCUGCUUUCUUGCUGUGUUGGAUUCCUUAUUUCAUAGUUUUCAUGGUCAUGGCUUUCUGCCCAGAGUGUGUGCAUCACGAUCUUCACAUGUUCACCAUUUGGCUUGGUUACAUCAAUUCCACUCUGAACCCUUUCAUAUACCCACUCUGCAAUGGAAACUUUAAACGCGUUUUCAAAAAUAUUCUCAAGAUCAAUUUGUGACUGAUGUGACUGCAAGAGCAAAGAGUCACGAAAUCUAAGCUCUUCAAGUGUUACCAAAAAUAAUAGAUAAUACAAAAAAAAAGUUGAUGGUCUUGGAUGUUUUUUUUUAUCGUUGAUAAAGUAAAAGCAUAUUUUCGGUGGCAGCUUGUUUUGUACAUUAAGUCACAGAUUUUAUUUUUGUAACUCGCCAUUUUACAAAGAGUCUUUUAGAGUAAAAUGUUAUUUAUUUUUGUCUGUUUUGCUGAUAUUAUUGCACUGUGUCCAGAGAUAAAGGAAUUCAUUCUUAAGAGCAGAAGCUGGAUUAUCUUACAGUUAGUUGAGUUGUUAUUAAUAUCAAAUGCAUGUUUGCAGUAAACAGAGAAAAAUGUCACAUUCGUAAAGACGUAAAGAGAAAGACGUUAUGACCACAGAGUGGUAAUUAGUGGUUAGGCAGAGCAGAGCCAGCCGGAAAAUUGAUUUUUUUCCAACCUAAAGUAAGUCAGUUCCCUAAAAAAUAUAUACAGCUCAUGAUAACACUACUCUCUCCUUUUGUCACAUCCAUGCUCGUUGUUAGUCAAUGACUCAAUGCAAUCAAUCGUCUUUUGUUGUAAAUUGGUCGCUCAGGAGGAGGUAUUGCUGCAAAGUUUAUCACUCAAUAUAAUUUGAUGGCCUUCCUUAACUUUUUACCAGUUGGUAUGAUAAACUGAACUGCACUGCAUUAUAUUUUGGACUGAACUAUAAUGUAUCUAUUUGGAUUUAAACUGUGAUUUAUGAUUACGAUCUGUUUGUCUUUACAGUAUCUUGAGAUGACAUUUGUUGUGAAUUGGUGCUUUAUUAUAAAUAAAUUAAAACUUUUUAAGAAGACUUUUUAAAGGAAAUAGCAUAACUUUUGUCUCAAGUCCAAACAUAAACAGUGGAGAACAAGAAUUUUAUAUUGGUUAGAAAACAUGCAGUUUUAUUCUGUUUAACACUUCUUGACUUGAGUUAUUUUUGGUGCCUUUACUUAACUCAAUGUUGCAAGUUGCUACAGAGCAGGCCACUGUCUUUAUAACCUUCAAUGCAAAAGUGACAACGGUCUAAAACUUUAUAAAACACUGCUUGCAUGAAAUGCAAUUGAAGUUUUGAAACUGGAAUAUGAUAUCAGAAACUGGCUUUGCUCUUUGCUCUAAUUUAACCAACUUUACACUUGUUUCGUAGGGCAGAACAGAUUUGUUUUGUGACAUACCAUACACAAACGGUUGACAUGAUGUCCUGCUAUUUCUAAGUAGGAUCUGUGACCCCAUGAUGCCAUGUAUGUUUUGACACAGUCCUCUUUAGCAAUGUAUUGAGUAUCUUUCUUACUAUCCUCCUCUUUGUGAGUGAAGGCAAGAUAAAUUUGAAUUCUCAUCCAGCUUUGCUGUAAAUAUUCACAAGUUAGUUUGAGAGGCUAAUUUCUCCAAAGAUUUCUUUUGACUUGUGUGAAAUAAUAUACAUUUGCUUCACUUGAAUAGUUUGGUGAAGAGUAGCUCCCAGAAAUGAGCCCCUGUGUCAUAAUUGCACCCUUGGGGAAUAGGAACUAAUAGUCAACUAAAAAAAAAAAAUUAAAAAUAAAGAAUAUAUUAAGAAAAGCUGUAGUUAUACUGAUUUUAUAGUAAUGGAAAUUAAGCAUUGGAUUUUUUUCUCCCUCAAGUUAUAUUAGUGGAAUAUUGUGCAACAGCUAUUACAUAUGCAUUCAUUUUAAGGUUUGUUUUACACGUGCACCAGGAAUACCAAUGAGGGUAGAGUGUUAUAAGAUGGAUAAGAACCCCAUAGAGCCUCCCUUUAAAAAUAAAAAUCAAAAAUAUCCCUUCAAAUGAACAUGAACUGAGUCAAAAAUAUUUUGUCAUAAUACAAUCCAAACAUGCUUUUAAAGGAAUUAAACCUAUAACUCUGGACUUACUGUAUAUACAUGUCAACAAAUCAUUAAAUCCCAGCAAGCAUCAAUGACGGUUCUAUUUAUAAUGUGUUUCUAUUUCCAUUCAUAGCCAGGAGUAAGAGUUCAAGUUUACAGCAAACUGCGGUAUUUUUUAUUUAGAGCUAUGUGAAAAUGUUUUAAUUUAUUUUGUGUUCUAAAGUUGUUAAAAAUGAAUAACAUGAAACAACAUGACACUUAAGUCUGUUGGUAAUUCUGUGAUUUUCCUUGAUUUUUUCAUUAAUUAAACAUGAUUUUAAA